UUAGCCUCCCUCCGUCUUACUCUUAGGUGAUAUUGAGAGGACUGUGUUUGAAUGGAACAUAGAAAUUUUUAAGGUUGAUUCCUGGCAUUUGUACACUACUUUGUGUAUUUUCUAAAUCCUCCUUGUAAAUAUAAUUAAAAUAUGGCAAGUUCGCUUAGCGGAAUGUUUUUCAGGGCAAUACAAACAGUGAAACCCCAUGUUCCCCUGAUAAAGUUUAGAAAAGGAGGACACAGAGUUCCAGAAGCAGGUCACAGCUCGGGCCCUGCCGUUGUCCAAGCUUCAGCAGCAAGGGUUCCAGCCAAGGGGGAGGCUAAGGUGACUGUCAGACCCACAAUAGAGGACUACCAACUGCCGCAGAGGUACCGCAGACUGCCGCUUGACGAGUCGGAGAUUAAUGCAAUCAACAGUGGAGGUGCUUACUGACCGCUGCAAGAUGGACACAUAGAACAAUCGUGUGGACUUGUAUUGCAGGGUUCAUCACCAAGUAUUUACUAUACACUAUACAAUUUGUUAGUUUAUAUUUAUUAAUAAAUGUUAUGUUUCAAUA
Homalodisca vitripennis (glassy-winged sharpshooter) is the source of this 547-nucleotide messenger RNA. Its product is annotated as 28S ribosomal protein S36, mitochondrial. The record is from RefSeq and is a predicted model, not a curated record. The coding region runs from base 142 to 423 and encodes 93 amino acids. NCBI's taxonomy places the organism in Eukaryota, Metazoa, Arthropoda, Insecta, Hemiptera, Cicadellidae. The transcript is spliced from 4 exons. Gene Ontology annotation, biological process: 2-oxoglutarate metabolic process.